AUGAGGUCAGCAUCAGAAGAGCCAGUCCCAUUACAUGAAGAAUUUAUCUACUGUUGUGGAGCUGCUACCCAUGUCUUAAAGUGUGGGCCCUGGAAAGACCUCUCAAAAGAUGAAAGUAAAAAUCUACCCAGGCUCUUAUUCAUGAUUAUUCCUGGUAACCCUGGACUGGCAGGUUAUUACAGGACCUUUAUACAGGCCUUAUAUUGCGGACUAAAUCAGCAGUAUCCCGUUUGGGUUGUGAGCCAUGCUGGACAUUGUAAGCCUCCUAGUGGUAUGGAAAUGAUAGAAGACACAGAUAUUAAGGAGCUAGAGGAUGUUUUUGGACUUAACGGACAAGUAGAGCAUAAGCUGAACUUCCUCAAAAAGAAUGUAUCAAAAGAUAUAAAGCUGGUACUGAUUGCUCAUUCUAUUGGUUGCUACAUCACACUGGAGAUGAUGAAGCGAGCAUCAGAACUUCAGGUUCUUCGCUCUGUGCUGCUGUUUCCAACGAUAGAGCGUAUGGCUCAGUCCCCUCAAGGAAAGCUCAUGACCCCUUUGCUGUGCAAACUUCGUUACGUUCUGUACAUGCCCGUCUACCUGCUGUCCUUUCUACCAGAGGGAGUCAAAGCCUCCCUGGUGCGGUUUGCUCUGCGAGGAAUGAAGACCUGUGACGAAUCUUCCAUAACAACCUCUGUAAAUCUUUUCAGCGUGGACUGCAUUGCCAACAUCUUGUAUAUGGCAAGCCAAGAAAUGAUGAAGGUUGUGGAGAGAGACAGUACAACCAUAAAGCAAAAUUUAAAGAAGCUGAUUUUUUACUAUGGAACUGGAGACAGCUGGUGUCCACAGCAGUACUACGAUGAGAUCAAAAUGGAUUUUCCAGAUGGGGACAUUCGACUUUGUGAGAAAGGGCUCCGCCACGCCUUUGUGCUAGAUGCCAGCAAGGAGAUGGCUGCAAUGAUUACAGACUGGUUACAGGAUGAUUUGACCAAAUUGUAAACACGGAUUCAGUGAUUAACAAGAAAAUGAUGUAAUUAUUUUGUGAACGUGUAAUUUUUUGUGAGAGAGUCUGUCCUAUUUUUUUCUGUUUAUUAUAGAUUAUGGCUUGUUUUCUAUUGAGAUGUUUUAGAGAAAGUUAAAGAGAGACUGGCUGGUCCAAAGUAUAGUUUUAUUGAUUCAGUGGUGAUGUACCUUCAUCCUGUGUCUUCAGGACUCUGCAGGACUUGGCAAAGGGUGGGAUAUUUAUUGUCUGCCAGCACUCUAGACAACACUGAUACUAGAUUCACUGGCUACAAGUGUACCUGAGUUACUACCACCUCACUCACCUGCUGGAGAACUGUCAGGGAUGGGUUUGGGGCAGCCCAGCUGGCCUGCUUUAGAAAGAAAUACCAGGCUACUCCGUAUGGAUAAAAAUCCCCCUGUGGAUGGAUCCCGGCAAUGGAUCCUGGUAUGCUGUGAAAGACCUGGCCCUCUCCACAUGUCUCGUCUGUCCAUGUAACCGUGGUGCAUGACAGCCAGAACAGCCCAAGGC
This is a messenger RNA of Nipponia nippon (crested ibis), 1507 nucleotides long. The record is from RefSeq and is a predicted model, not a curated record. Lineage: Eukaryota; Metazoa; Chordata; Aves; Pelecaniformes; Threskiornithidae.